CUUCACGAAUCUGGAAAGGAAGACGACAACGGCAAUGAAAAGGACAAAGCGGUGGAAGAAGAUGAAGCCAAGCAUCGCGUGCGCUCCGAUCCUGAACGCCAUUCUCCCCCUCCUCCUUCCUCUUCUUCUGGUCCACAACGAGGAGCCAGAGCGAACGCCGCGCGAUGGCGAGGCGAGAUGUCUGGGAGAAGCUUCCGCUGUCGGUACUGGAUCCCUCGCCGCCACGAAGAAGGUCCUCCUAUCUACGUCUACCUGAGCAGAUCAUCCGCCUCUCCGUCCUUAAACUGGACGGCUCCUCCUUCAAUGUGGAGGUCGCGAGGGCAGCGACAGUGGUGGAUCUGAAGAUGAAUAUCGAGCACAUCUUCGAUAAGCUCGCAGAGGAAGGGGGUUGCAUUAUUUCUUGGUCUCAUGUUUGGGGCCACUUCUGCUUAUGCUAUCAUGAGUAUAAGUUAAUCGACGAUGGAACUCGACUACUAACCCUGGGAAUCAAAGAUGGUGAUCAGCUUCAUUUUGCAAGACACACCUCGCCCAACCAAAAUCAUCUAAGAAAGACAGACACGGCUUUGUUUUUUCUUCGAAGGUCAUUCACAUGGCAGCAUAUUGUAAAAGAAGUCGACAAUGAUGCUCGUAGUUGCCAAGAACAAGAAGGAUGUAUUGCAUCACACAAGAACUCCAAGCUGGGCCAUCUCUUUCAAGGAUGGAAUGAUGGAUUAGGGAGCUCUUGUAAGACAAAAUCAAGAGGUGUUAGUACAAAAAUGGUCAGACGUCGCAAAAGGAUUUCUUGGGCGAUAUGCUACUAAUGUGUUAUUAUUAUGCUUAUGUAAGAUGGACCAAAAUAAUUUAAAUGUGUUUAAAAAAUUAAUACUGAAAAUUUUGAAUUUAAAA
Zingiber officinale is the source of this 885-nucleotide messenger RNA. RefSeq lists its product as uncharacterized. NCBI's taxonomy places the organism in Eukaryota, Viridiplantae, Streptophyta, Magnoliopsida, Zingiberales, Zingiberaceae. The record is from RefSeq and is a predicted model, not a curated record. The coding region runs from base 165 to 800 and encodes 211 amino acids. The transcript is spliced from 4 exons. Gene Ontology annotation, biological process: mRNA splicing, via spliceosome. Gene Ontology annotation, cellular component: U12-type spliceosomal complex.